Messenger RNA from Peronospora farinosa, 609 nucleotides. Lineage: Eukaryota; Oomycota; Peronosporomycetes; Peronosporales; Peronosporaceae. The record is from the annotation of a GenBank genome assembly.
AUGAACUCACGGGCAUCGCGUUCGUCUAUAGCUGUAGGGCAAUCACAAGGUAACACCAAUGGCAAUGUGCUUCUCUUCGUAUCAGUGGAAGGGUCCUCGCUUACUGGGUCUCGGAUGUCACAAGUACAAAAGGAACUGGAUGCGCUGAUAGCAAAAGGGGCGAAACCGCCAUCACGAGUUAUGCAGGACCCUACGAAUGGUGAACCUGUAGCUUGGCGCUAUGGGGUUCCGAAAUAUGUGCUCACAGACUUGGCAUAUGUAAAAGGGCGUAUGCGCGAUCCCGAUGCCACACCUCUCGCCUCAUAUGUGGAAGAGUGCUGUCAGACGUUCAUUAUGGAGGCGACACACAAGGCUCGCUACGAUCAAUGGCGUAGUGUGUGCCAGGAAACCUUUUAUUUGCAGGUAAAUGAUGAAUUGCGGGUUCCGGGUAGGUCAAUUCUCGAGAACGAUAUGUUUGGCUUGUUGUAUCUUGGAAAUGUUGGAGAGAGUGUAGGGGCUGCUUAUGGAGCAAGUAACGAAAGCCAAAACCUCUGUGCGGAGCUAGCCGAGGACCCGCUUCAUCAGGUUCCCUAUGCAAGUAAAAGGUGUCUUGGCACCCACCGCCAUUGA